Molecule: messenger RNA, 891 nt
Organism: Morchella importuna
Lineage: Eukaryota; Fungi; Ascomycota; Pezizomycetes; Pezizales; Morchellaceae
Exons: 1
Coding region: 1-891 (296 amino acids)
Source: RefSeq, a predicted model, not a curated record
AUGGUACUCCACGGGCAGGGGAUGACGAUAAGUCCAGCUGAUGACGGCUCGGGCACCCCAAUCGAUAGGGAUCCAUUCGCGAGGAUACCCCAACUCGAGCCAGUCUCUCGGCCUCGCCCCGUGCCCAGGGGGACAGUAGAUAUUCGGGAAGGGACCUUCAACGACCGUAGUCGGGUGGGAAGAGCCUGGUUCGCCCACGGGUUUAUUCCAGCGUUCUUCAAGGUGCUGUCCCUUGGUUCGAUUGAGGACCGAGCCAUGUUAGCCAACGUAAUGAAGACACCGGCGCAACAAAGAAAGCAAUGUGUUUACACAUUGCUCUCCAUGGCAGUCUCUUCCGAGUUGGGCGACCUUGAUGGUAUCGCCCCAGAUGUCGGCGAUGCCAGCCAGCAACUCCCACCCAGUACUGAUUAUGGGGUUGACCCCAGUAUGCCAAUGGACAUCGACAUCGCUAGCCCCUCAGAGGUGACUUAUAGCGAUAGCGCAGUCGUAGAUGAGAGUACAAUUCAUCAGCGAUCAGCACCUCCAGAUUUGACACAACGACGUGAGAGGCAAGCGAGCGAGGAUAACGAUGGCGAAGAGCGCACACACUACAGCGGUGGCGGCGGGCAUGAGGUCACGGCCACACACCCCGUCGGGUACUGUCCCGCCGCUGGAGGCGUUCAUGGGAGAGAGGCCUCCCUAACUGCACACGGAUACGCACCGGACAAAUCCCCGCGGCCGCCCACGAAAUACGCCAGCACGACGGACCUUUACAACGGACUCGCCGCCGAAAGCGAGUUAGAUAUGAUGAGAAAAGAGAUCCCCAGUCUGCGUAUACAGCUGGAGAAGCAAGAUGAAUGCUUGAAGGAUCACAAGACACAGCACCCCCGAACUCCUAAUAUGCUGGUAUGA